CGUGGGCUGCCGCUCACCCGCCAUUGAACGAGUGCCCUCACCCGCGGGUUGGAGGCGGGCCGGACCUCUCGAAAUAUGGGGGUGCGCCAGCGGGACCCUGUCGAGUCAUGUUUCGCCGUCUACGAUCCCUCCCCCCGGGCCCUCUGCUGCGGAGCGGACCUCGAAACGCGCGACUGCGAGGGACAAGUGCAACGCUCCGACUCAGCUCGGCAUCGGUGCCGCUCCUCGCUUAGGCCGGCCGUCAACGGUGGUCCUCCGUGCCCAACAUAACGGAGGGGACGUCCGUGGUGAGGUGCUUCUAGCUGCAGCCCAUGUCAAGGCUGAUACACAUCUCUGUCAAAAACGCUCUGGAGCGGUGU
This is a messenger RNA of Phanerochaete carnosa HHB-10118-sp, 359 nucleotides long. RefSeq lists its product as uncharacterized. The record is from RefSeq and is a predicted model, not a curated record. The transcript has a single exon. The annotation marks the transcript as partial. Lineage: Eukaryota; Fungi; Basidiomycota; Agaricomycetes; Polyporales; Phanerochaetaceae.